AUGAGACUUCUAGCACGUUCAAUUGGUCGGCCGCGGAUAUCUGCCAGUCGCCAUGGCAUCGCGACUGUAUCGGGAAGGCGCCAUUUGACCAACAAUGGCUUCUUCCGCGUCUCGGAGGAGGUGCGCGAAGCUCUACACUCCAAAAAGCCCGUCGUCGCGCUCGAGACGACGAUCUACACCCAUGGCUUUCCCUACCCUGAGAACGUAGCCCUCGCAUCCCUCCUCGAAAGCGUAGUCCGAACGAAUGGCGGCAUCCCAGCUACCAUUGGCAUUCUAGACGGUGUAGCACGUGUAGGCAUGGAUCCAGAAGAGCUGAUCAAGCUGGCUUCUUCUGCUGGUAACCCAAACACAAUGAAGCUCUCGCGACGAGACCUCGGCUAUGUAUGCGGUAUGCGACUGACCGAUAAGUCCUUCAAUGGCGGUACAACUAUAUCAGGCACUAUGCUGCUCGCUCACCUCGCUGGCAUCAAGAUCUUUGGAACAGGUGGCCUUGGUGGGGUUCAUCGCGGCGCUGAGUCAAGCAUGGAUAUUUCUGCCGAUUUGACAGAGCUCGGCAGGACUCCGGUCACCGUCAUCUCUAGUGGCUGCAAGAGCUUCCUCGACAUACCACGGACGAUAGAGUAUCUUGAGACCGAAGGCGUGGGCGUAGGAACCUUCGCCGAUGGACGAAAAGGCAAUGUAGACUUCCCUGCCUUCUGGUCGAGGGACAGUGGAGUCAAGAGCCCGACGACCAUUGCGGAUGAGAUCGAGGCGGCUGCUGUCAUAUAUGCGCAACACGCACUCCAAAUCUCAUCUGGUCUCCUCUUCGCCAACCCCGUUCCUACCGAUUUCGCUAUACCCAAAGAUGAAAUGGAUGUAAUCAUUGCCGAAGCUCUGAAACAAGCUGAAGCAGCCAACAUUUCCGGCAAAGACAACACACCUUUUGUGCUUGCCAAGAUCAAAGAGCUCAGCAAGGGCAAGAGCAUACCUGCCAACAGAGCCCUCAUAGAAUCCAACGUGAGACGAGCCACCAUCGUAGCUCGAGAGCUUGCCAUACUUGAAGCAAAGCAGGGAGAAGCCCAAGGCCAAACAGAACCACUACCUCACACCUCGAACCCAGCAGUCAUCACCCAAACACUCGGAGGAGUAGCACACAACAUCGCAAAAGCCUCUCACCUCCUCGGCUCAUUCGUCCAUCUCCACAGCGCCGUCGGCGACGACCUGAGCGGCCGCGCAGCCCUCAGCCAGCUGCAAUCAGAAGGCAUGCCAACAACCGGCAUCAAAACCCUGCCAGCCCCAUCCCGUACAGCCCAAUACGUCGCCAUCAACAACACAAACAAAGACCUCGCCCUCGCCAUGGCCGACAUGUCAAUCCUCGAAACCAUCCCUGUAGAAACCAUCCAAGAACUAGCGACCAGCAUCUUCACCACCACCUCCCCCCGCCCCAGAGUCUUCGUCACAGACGCAAAUUGGUCGUCACCCGCUCUACACACUUGGCUCCAAGCUGCCCGUCACCCAGAUACGACGACGAUCUUCGAGCCUGUCUCUACGGCAAAGGCGCUGCGUAUACUCCCUUCCAGCACAACUUCCAAGGCGGCACAAUCCAUCUACCCUACCCCCCUCGUCGACAUCAUAACACCAAACACGUACGAACUCACCGCUCUCCACGAUUUCGCCGCGCAAUCGUCACUCUUCGAGUCUCCGGAAUGGUUUGGCGUGAUUGAUGCGCUGGGUAUACCCAAUGGCGGGCUGAGAGUUCCCCUCGCUGUUACCGUAGGAAGCGAGUUGGUAGACCAAGGCAUCCCCCAACAAACCAUCAAACUCCUCCCUUUCUUCCCUACUAUCCUGACGAAACUGGGGAGUAGGGGCGUGUUGAUGACGAAACUGCUCUCGAACGAUGCGGAGGAGUUGUAUGAUGAGGGGGAGAGGGCGUAUGUGCUUGCGAGGAACCUUUCGUCGAUGGAUUCAGCUGGUAAAGAUGGGAAAGGCAAGGGCAAGGGCGUUGGCGGUCUGUAUAUAAGACUCUUUCCGGUGGAAAAGGUGCUACAGCCCAGUGAGGUGGUUAGUGUAAAUGGGAUUGGCGACACAUUCUGUGGGGCGGUUGCGCAUGGUUUGGGUAGGGGAAAGGAGGUUAAGGAUGUUGUGGGGUUUGCGCAGAGGGCGGCGGGGGAGAGUUUGAGGAGUAGGGAGGCGGUUGGGGAGGGGUUGAAGGCGUUGACACUUUAG
Messenger RNA from Alternaria incomplexa, 2205 nucleotides. RefSeq lists its product as uncharacterized. The transcript has 4 exons. Bases 1 to 2205 code for a protein of 734 amino acids. Gene Ontology annotation, molecular function: kinase activity; pseudouridylate synthase activity. Lineage: Eukaryota; Fungi; Ascomycota; Dothideomycetes; Pleosporales; Pleosporaceae. The record is from RefSeq and is a predicted model, not a curated record.